UGUAUUCUGUGUUCUUUAAUAAAAAAAAAAUGGUUUUGCGAUGUCAGAAAUUCUGAUAAUAUUUUAUAUUUUUUACGCUACGGAAUACUGUGAUUUCUUAUUAUUGUAACAUAAAAUUGUCAUGAAAUCGUUUUGUGAGAGAUGAGUGUCUUCGGGGACUUUCAACGCGUUUGGGUGCAACGUUUUCCAGAGAGUGCUUUACCUGCCGCUUGGGAGGAAGAUGUGAGGGCCAAUUUGGCUAAACAUAAACAGAAAGUAGCUAUCCUUAGAGAGGAGUUAGAAAAAGAAGAGUUUUACGUUGAAUAUUUAGAAACUUUGCUGUCCGACGUCGAGAAACACAAAGCGAUACAGGGAAGUAGAACGGUACCGCCCUCAGGGGCUGACACGAAUGAUGAUAAGACAUCUGAUAGCAAGCAGGACUGUGACUCACUAUCUAAGAAAAGUGAAACAAGUUUAAAGAGUGAUGACUCAAUAGAAGCUCCAGAAUGUGAAGAGGUCCACUUAAGAAGCAAACCAGUAAACUUUGCUGAAAGGAGCUCAGUGAAUCAAUGUAUAAAUGAACUCUCUUCAAACCUUGCAGCCGAGGCUGCUCGGAGACGGUGCAAUAGUGAAAUUGUACAACGAACUGAUAUUGAUAGUAAUGUAGAUCUAGGAACAACAAAUAAAACUCAAAAUAAAACCCGUCCAGCGUCACAAGCAGGUGAUUUUGUAACAGUUAUUGAAGUGAAUGGUUUGAAAGCUGCAGAGAAUGCCGCCAAGAAGUCAGAUGAUUCACCACAAUCAUCAGAAAGUAGUUCUGCAGAGGCGACAGCUUCUAAAAAGAAAGUGCCACCAAAGCCACCACCAAAAGUGUUCAGCAAAAGAGGUGCAUCGUUACCUGAAACAGGUUUAUCGGAAGACAGUCCACCUUCAUCCUUAGGACGGAGACUGCGAAAUGCUGAGUCAAGGGAAUCAAUUGGCAGUCGGGCCUCCACACCAUCCAUUAGUGAGAGAGUCAAAAGUUACGAAUCAAUUAACUCACUAUCGUCGGAACGCAAACGCUCCGGCGGUGCGGCGACCCCUAGAUCCAUAGACGAAGAAGUGACGUCCACAACACCCGACCUGCCAGACGCUUCCGAUGAUAAAUCCGCUCCCAUAUCAUUGGAAAGCAUACCAGCCGCGGUACCUUCGACUGAAGACGAGCCUUAUUACGAUCAAGUACCGGUCGAUAUUAAUGACGGCGAAUAUGUUUAUAUACAAGCAGGAGGGGCGGGCUCUAGUACCGAGGACGGGUCGAGUGGUACAAGCACGUUGCCGCUCAGCACUUGCACCGCGUCCGCGCCGCCCGCCCCCGACUCGCCGCUCUGCGCCACCGCGCCCAACUACGUCAACAUACACUACUUCAUACAACAAGCGGGGGAAGGCACGGAGCCUAGCGAGACCAGCUCGGAGCUGGCCGAUUCCAGCGACACCCCGCUGCUGUUGCGAACUAUUUCCUCCGACACCGAAGCAGGCGCGACGCCACCUGUUUUAAGAAAGCUUCAGCACCAGGAAUCCAAUAUCAGCAACAAUGCAGAGGCCGAGCGACUUACUAUGCAUCGAUGUAUCGUCACAAGCAUUAUAGAAAGCGAAACUGUCUAUGUAGAAUGUCUCUAUGUUAUGGAGAAGUAUAUGAAUGCUAUCAAAGCAACACUAUCCACCUCGCAACCUGUGAUAACCGAAGAGGAGUUCGGUACAAUAUUCUACAAGAUAUCGGAAUUACAUGAAUUGCAUAAAAAUUUUCUCGAGGGUCUAAAGAAUGCCGUCGCAAGUUGGGAAGAGCCUCUAUCUGUUGGCAUUCAUUUUAAAAAGAUGGCUGAAAACAUUAACGUAUACGGAGCGUUCCUCCACAACUACGGUAGAGCAACGGACGCGGUGCGACGCCGGUGCGCGAGUUCGCAACGCUUCUCGGACCUGACGCGCGAGAUCGCGUGUCGCGGCCAGCCCGUGUCGCUCGACGACCUGCUGCACAAGCCUGUCGCGCGCGUACAGAAGAACGCGCUGGUCCUGCAUGAUCUCAUUAAAUACACACCGGCCAGCCACCCCGACCACGCGAUGUUGACGGAGGCGCUCAACAUGACCCAGCAUUUCCUUGACGAAUUCAAUAUCAUACAAACAAAGUCUAUGUUUCCGAACGCCGACCGUGCACAAAGAAGGCUCGUCAAGAAUUCAUUUAUUGUAGAACUGUCAGAUGGGCAUCGAAAACUGAGGCAUCUAUUUCUUUUCAAUGACGUUAUAGCUUGCGCCAAAUAUAAGGCGUCCGGUAGAGAUAAGUUCACAUUCGAAUUGAAAUGGUUCAUACCACUUCCGGACAUAGUGGUGGUGGAGGACGAAGGCACCAAUAUCGCCGCGGAGAGAGAAACCUCCCCUGCUAACAUAGUCGCACUCAAGUCGCAAGCCUGCACCGUACGCGACCUUAUACUUGCGGAGGAAAGGGGAUUGCAGGAUGAUAAGAAAAUUAGACUGGGCGGUCGAGGUGCAGCGGAAAAGCAGCGCAAGAAACUCGCAGAGCUAGAAGGACAACUGGUACUGGCGUCGCCUAACUUGGUGUUCCGCGUGGGAGCGCGCGCGCCCGGCUCCACGGCCCUGCAGCGUCAGCACGUGUUCUUCCUCAGCUCCGAGUACGAGCGCACGCAGUGGAUCGACUCCAUACACGCUUUACAGGCAUCUUCAGCGCCGCCCGCGGGGACGAGCACGGUAUCGAUGUUGGAGCUGCAGAGCUGGGUUACGGCGUGCCGCAGCUACUUACAGACCGAUAUGGGCUCGUAUCUCUUGCGCAGUGGACGGGAUGACUCCUUGCUCUUAGGGGACCUUCAGCUGCACAUAGGAGGCAUGACCGCGCCUUUGGAUACUGCCGCAGAUUAUUACAUAGUGGUAGAAGUGGAUUCGUACGGCCACUACUUCCGCAAGGCCAAGUCGAAGCUAGUUUGCCGCAGCGCGCAGCCUCGCUGGAACGAGAGCUUCACGCUCGACCUCGAGGGCUCGCAGAACUUGCGCCUGCUGCUGUACGAAGACGCCGCGCGCCCCGUGCUGAGGGGGAAGUGCACGGUUAAGUUAUCGCGCGAGUGGGUGGGCGACAGCGUGUCGCGGACGGUAUGCGUGGGCGGCGGCUCGCUGCCCCUUCGCGUGCGCGUGCUGCCGCCCGAGCGCUCCGCACGCCACGUGCCCAGCGCCAAGCCGGGCGCGCUGUUCGGCGCAAAGAUCACGCACGUGGCCAAACGUGAGAAGCGCAACAUCCCGUUCAUAAUAAGCGCUUGCGUGCGCGAGGUGGAGCGGCGCGGCAUCGGCGAGGUGGGCAUCUACCGCGUAUCCGGCAGCGCGUCCGACCUCAACCGCCUGAAGAAGAGCUUCGAGACGAAUGCAUAUGAAGCAGAGCAGCUACUGAAAGAGGUCGACGUCCACUCGGUGACGGGCGUCCUGAAGUUGUACUUACGCGAAUUGCCCGAAGCGUUAUUCACUGACGCGCUGUACCCAGAGUUGUUGCGUGCGUGGGGCUCAACGCAGGGUGCAGGUGCGUCAGCGGAUUCGGGUCCGGCGCAAACGAGGCGACACGCACUUUUGAAGUGUUACGCACAACUGCCAGAUCUCAAUAAGAAUUGUAUCGACUUCCUUCUGAACCAUUUUGUAAAGGUGAACCAGCACGAAAGCGAGAACAAGAUGUCGUUGCACAAUCUAGCGACAGUGUUCGGGCCCACGUUGCUCCGACCGAGCGCUCAGGGCGGCAAGCUUCGAGCCGACCAACUCGCGGCCGGGACCGUCGACGCCAUGGCUCAGGCCGGCAUCCUCUACACUCUGCUGCAACAGCGGCACCUCGCGCAGCAGUUGUCGGCGCAUCGCCCGCACGCCGGCAACACUCCGCAACUAUUGGACUGAAUCACCUCAACCCCCAUUAUAUUGAAUGUUUUCACUGCCUCCCUGACGUAGCUGCCCAUCUAACGGCGGACUUUCGAUUGGAGCGUUGUGGCGUCAGCGACUCCGCAACACAGCGUCAGACUAAUGUACCAUGCGAACAUUAAUCAUCUGUUGCUCUGUCGCGGGCGACUGGCGCCACAUACCCUCGACUCGAUGUAAUUCUAUACGUUCUUUUGCUUUGCGUCACGUUUCACCUUGUCACGUCCACUAGAACCUAGCAAAUACAAAGUGCUCAGUAGGGUUAGUAUAAGAUGCAUCUCACCAACGUUGUUAGAAUUCCAGCGUCGAAACACUAUCUUUAUAGAAAAACGGGACCCUAACUGCCUUGCCAUGAUGGUCUAUUUUGUCCAUACAUCUGCAGCAGCCAGUGCUCCAAGCGAAAUUAAUAUCGCUGGUAUUGUAUGUUCUGGAGUGGAGACUGCGUACCGGUAAGUACGACGGCAGUGUGGGACGACCUCCUGCCCGCUGGACCGAUGACCUGAAGAAGGUGGCGGGGAGCGGGUGGAUGCGGAAGGCGGAGGACCGUGUUUGUUCCGCGCUCUUGGAAAGGCCUAUGUCCAGCUGUGGACGCAUACAUGGAUUGGAUUGGUAUUGUAUUUUUGCCUUUCAAUUAAAAAAAUCUAAGGUUCAUUUUACUGACGUUAUUGUGUUUCAAUGCUCGAAUUCUUUUAAGGUAGGUGAAAUGUAAAAUUUCAUACACUAACCCUACAGGGGAGACAAGCACCGCAACGCUAUGAUGCAUGCAACUAUUGAACUAAACCAUGGGUUACCAGAUGACAUAAUUUUACUUGACACAUCAGCAAUUAAGGCCCUUUGUCUGUCCUGAAUCUGACAUUUUAGUCACAUUAUUUUUGCAAUAAAAAGUUCUUAGAAUAAAUAAAUGGUUUCACAUAUUUAUAUGAGAGUUACAAUUGUAUUUUCCAUUGGAGGAUUGUUAAUUUUAAAAUUUAUAAUGUCUAUAAAAAUAUUAUUGGUCUUUCAAAAUUCUAUUAUAUGAAACAAUAAAAACUAACAACACAAAUGCCCCUGAAAGCAAGUCUUAAGUAUUAUCUCAAUAAAUGACAGAAAUUUUUCUUUGUAAUCAGAGAUUUUGUACAUAUCUCUGUAUUUGUGUAUAUGGUAUUUGUAUUUUUGUAUAUAUGAUAUUUAUUUUAUAUCUGGUAACCCUGAUUAAACCCCAAACCCACCCUCGGAUUUUCCAGCUCAUAAAAGCUACGAUGUUUAUCAGAAAAAUCCCACAAUAUUAACUGAAUGGCCCAAAACUGCCCCCGUCGUAAUGUCAAGUUGAUGUUACGUACAUUUUAUUUAUUGAUCGUGCAUCUAUUUAAUAUUAAGCUAAAAGAUUUUUAAUUUUAUUUAUAUAAGCUCUAUAAAAACUUACUUUAGUCACAAAUUACAAAAAUAUGCCUAAAGAGUAUUUAUUUCAAGGUCAUAUUAACAAAAGAACAAUGGGCAAAAUAGCCUCUUCAAUUUUUUUUAAUAACCAUAAUGAAACAUGUAGUUUGACCCAAAGCUUAAACUUAUUUAGGAAAAGUUUUUCACAACAACCCAACCACAUGCGGCUUAGCAAAGAGUCAUUUUGAUUAAUGAGAUAUAAAAACCAUUUUAAAACUGGUUCUAAAUGGUCAUUAUUCUUAGUCCUAGUUUAAAAACUAAGAAAAUAUAACUACCAGAAUAUCUGUCUCCCACUCUGCACCCUCCAUUCCCUUUGUACAUAAUAUAGGUACAUAUGUUUAUUAUCUUUCUGUGUAAGCCAGAUUCAGAAAUAGGCGCAAUGAGGACCAUUUUGCCCAUUACUCUUUAUGCCAAAAUUCAGCAAACUAUUUUGGAAACAAUUUUCGCCAUCAAAGACUUCCGCAGUUGCCACUUAACUAGUAUUUUUUCCAGUCCAGCUAUUUAUUGAACUGGUGAUAUUUUUAAUCUUGUAAGAGUGUUUUUUAAGAGCAGAAAGUUGAUGUAUUAAGUUUUGUAAUUAUAUUGCGAUACGAGUGCAAACGUAAGAUUUUUAUGUUAUUAUUAUAUUAUAUACCACUGUGUUUGUAUUAUUAUAAAUACAAUAUUUAGCAUGCCUUAUACAUUUGCAAUCCACGUUAAGAAGCAUUCCAUUCAAAAUAAAACAGACUGAAUAUAUUCAUUAGGAAUUAUAAUUUGCACAAACCUUAGCAAGUAGAAAUUGUUAAUUUUUGGGCUGAAACUUAUUUGCCUGACUUAAUAUAUUAGAAGUUUAAUUAGAAAAAUAAACAUACCUUUAGUAAUGAAUAUUCAAUUUUAUUAUUGAAAGUACCUUUCUUGCACAUUUUUAGGUUUUAUUUUCAAAUGUUGAUUUUAAAUUUUUUUGGUAAAUGAGUAUGGAUGACAUAAGUUUUAAUUAAAAGGAAAUUUAAAAUUUUAGUUUUAUAAAGCCCUUACAUAUUAUUUGAAUUGUAAUUUUUCCCAUCUCAAUUUAAAUUUCUUGUUCUUUAAUAAUAUUUAAAACAUUCCUAAGUAAACAAGUAAUUCAGAAAAUUACAUUUAAGAUUUUUAUAAGUAUUUACUAUUUCAAAACAUAAGACAAUUUGUAUCACCCCAUUACUAUAAUAUAUAAUGUGCAUUGUGUUCUUAGACUGAAUAUGUAAGCACUUUAAUUGCAAUUCAUAAAGUAUUAAAAGGGACCGAAAUCUAAAAAAAUAUAAGCUUAACAAUACAAUGGACUGAUAAUAAUAACAUUGUAAAUUAUUUAAUUUUCAAAAAUCUUUAGUAAUUAUACUGUAAAAUGGAAUGCAUCAAUUAGAAAGUCAAUAAAAUUUUAAAUAACACUGUGAAUGCACUGUUUUACAUAUUGUAGCAUUUAAAUUGCUAGUCUUGCAUAUUAAAUAUUUUAGAAUUAUGUUUCAUACCAUAAAUCUUUAGUUCUUUUAUUUGCCUGCAAUAAUAUUUUUGUCUGCAUAUAAAAGCUGAUUCUAGUUUACAGCUAUUAUUGUUUUUACAAGUAGUUUAUAAUGAUGUUAAUUUAGUACUUAAUAUAAAAAACAAGCUACCAAAAACAAAUGUUCUAGAACAAAGUUUUUUCUUUCAAAGUUCUAAUGAUUUUGUUGAAUUCACUAUUACUUAUUCUUAUUCAUUUGUUAAUAAUAAUAUAUUUGUCACUUAGGAUAGAAAAAUAUCUUUUUAACUAUAAUUAUUAUUAUAAAUCAUUAUAAAUAAUCAAGUUUUCUUUCUCACCAAAGAUCCACAUUACUGUAGUGACACACUUGUAAUGAAUUUUUGUUGAAAAUCUAUAGAAUUUUGACAAGAAAUAGGAUUGGCCAACUUUCUGACAAAUAUUUUUGGUAUUUGUAAAUUCAUAUUAAAAAACUAUUAUGCAUUAUUUACCGUCAUUAUAUUAUUUGGUAAUGCUUUACCAGAUCAUAACCACAAAGUUCAUUAUGAACACAUACAUUUCUAUGGGCAAAAAUUGGAUUUUUUUUUUAUUGUUUUAGCUCUUCGAUCUCACAAAGUCCACUCAGCUAUACUAUUGGCUGAAAUUAAUAAUCCAUCUAUCUAUUAUUUGUUGAUAACAUAAAUUGGUUACUUAUAAUCUAUUUUUUAAAUACAGCAUUUGUAGAUUACAGCAAUGUUAUUAGUCAAAAAUUGUAUGGUCUCUUUUGACAAAAUAGCAACAUUGCUUAGUAACUUAUCAACUGAUUAUAUUAUUUACAGGUAGAUUAUUAAUUUUAGCAGUAAGACUAAAUAGAUAGAAUAAAUAUAGCUAAACAGACUUUGUGAGUCAAAAUCAAACAUGCUAAUAUAAUAAAGCAACAUAGUAAUUUUUACAAAAUAAUGGUUAAGGGACAUCACAGAAGAUUUUUAAUAGUUUAGAGUAAUUUAUACACUUUGGUAAUAACCUGCUAUUAUUAAAAAAAAAAACUUAAUAUACCCAUUGCAAUGAUUUACAAUCAUGAAGUAUAAUUAAUUUAUUAUUUAUACAAUA
Messenger RNA from Maniola jurtina (meadow brown), 7879 nucleotides. RefSeq names its product active breakpoint cluster region-related protein (gene RhoGAP1A). Gene Ontology annotation, cellular component: membrane. Gene Ontology annotation, biological process: intracellular signal transduction; protein phosphorylation; positive regulation of GTPase activity. Bases 142 to 3891 code for a protein of 1249 amino acids. The transcript is spliced from 21 exons. The record is from RefSeq and is a predicted model, not a curated record. NCBI's taxonomy places the organism in Eukaryota, Metazoa, Arthropoda, Insecta, Lepidoptera, Nymphalidae. Gene Ontology annotation, molecular function: GTPase activator activity; protein serine/threonine kinase activity; guanyl-nucleotide exchange factor activity.